CCGCUGCGAGGCUCCUCCUCCUCCUCCUCCUCCUCGUCCUCCUCCAACUUCCCGGGCUCAGCAUGGCGGUCAAGGUACAGACAACCAAAAGAGCAGAUCCAAAUGAGCUACGCAAUAUAUUUUUGCAGUAUGCCACUGUUGAACAAGAAGGAGAACGUUACAUGACACCAGGAGAUUUUGUGCGGAGAUACCUAGGCCUGUACACAGACCCACAAUAUAAUCCUAAUACAGUGGAGCUGUUGGCAGGAGUGGCGGAUCAGACAAAGGAUGGGUUGAUCUCCUUUCAAGAGUUUUUGGCGUUUGAAUCAGUUUUAUGCACACCAGAUGCAAUGUUCAUUGUUGCUUUUCAAUUGUUCGACAAGAGUGGCAAUGGUGAAGUGACCUUUGAAAAUGUGAAAGAAAUAUUUGGGCAGACAAUAAUUCACCAUCACAUUCCUUUUAACUGGGACUGUGAAUUUAUUCGAUUGCACUUCGGACAUAACAGAAAGAAAAACCUGACAUAUUCGGAAUUCACUCAGUUUUUACAGGAGCUGCAGUCAGAACAUGCAAGGCAAGCAUUUGCACUGAAAGACAAAAACAAAACCGGCACAAUCACUGGCCUAGAUUUCAGUGACAUCAUGGUUACUAUUCGUUCGCACAUGCUCACUCCUUUUGUGGAGGAAAACUUAGUCUCAGCUGCAGGUGGAUCUAUUUCACACCAAGUCAGUUUUUCUUAUUUUAAUGCUUUCAAUGCCUUGCUGAACAAUAUGGAACUUGUUCGAAAAAUAUACAGUCUCAUAGCAGGUUCUAGAAAAGAUGUCGAAGUUACGAAAGAGGAAUUCUCUCAAUCUGCAAUCAAAUUUGGACAAGUUACACCUUUGGAAAUUGAUAUACUCUACCAGAUGGCUGAUUUAUAUAAUGCUACAGGACGCUUAACACUGGCAGACAUUGAGAGAAUAGCACCCUUGGCUGAAGGAGCAUUGCCAUACAACUUGGCAGAAUUUCAGAGACAGCAAUCUUAUGACAGUCUGGGCAGACCUAUAUGGCUCCAGGUAGCUGAGUCGGCAUACAGGUUCACUCUGGGCUCAAUUGCUGGAGCGGUUGGAGCUACUGCUGUGUACCCUAUAGAUCUGGUGAAGACACGCAUGCAAAACCAACGCUCCAGUGGAUCAAUUGUUGGAGAACUGAUGUACAAAAACAGCUUUGAUUGUUUUAAGAAAGUUCUGCGGUAUGAAGGCUUUUUUGGCCUCUACAGAGGGUUACUUCCACAGUUGAUUGGUGUGGCUCCGGAAAAGGCAAUAAAGCUUACAGUGAAUGAUUUGGUCAGAGACAAAUUCACACAGAGAGAUGGUUCCAUCCCACUGUUUGCGGAGAUCCUUGCAGGAGGCUGUGCAGGAGGCUCCCAAGUUAUCUUCACAAACCCCCUGGAGAUUGUCAAAAUUCGUUUGCAGGUGGCUGGAGAGAUCACCACAGGGCCCAGAGUUAGCGCCCUGACUGUGUUAAAAGACUUGGGGAUUUUCGGUCUUUAUAAGGGUGCCAAAGCUUGUUUCCUCCGAGACAUUCCCUUUUCGGCCAUCUAUUUUCCUGUGUAUGCUCACUGCAAACUGAUGCUUGCAGAUGAAAAUGGCCAUGUGGGAGGAUUGAAUCUCCUUACAGCUGGUGCUAUUGCAGGCGUGCCUGCUGCUUCCUUGGUGACCCCUGCUGAUGUCAUCAAGACAAGACUGCAAGUGGCUGCUCGUGCUGGUCAAACAACAUACAAUGGAGUUAUUGACUGCUUUGGAAAGAUACUUAGAGAAGAAGGGCCGUAUGCUCUCUGGAAGGGAGCUGGAGCACGGGUGUUCAGAUCGUCACCCCAGUUUGGUGUUACUCUAGUGACCUAUGAACUUCUGCAGCGUUGGCUUUAUGUUGAUUUUGGAGGCAUCAAACCCUCUGGUUCAGAACCUACACCCAAGACUCGAAUCUCAGACCUUCCUCCUGUUAAUCCUGACCACAUUGGUGGCUAUCGACUAGCAACAGCUACUUUUGCUGGGAUAGAGAACAAGUUUGGCCUUGCUCUGCCAAAGUUUCGACCAGCAAGUGUCGCUUCAGCACAACCCAAAGCAACAGCUUGAAUCCUGAGCUGAUCUUCCAAGCCAGAUAAAAAUGGUGCAAUGGACAGAUAGAAUUCUGCUUCUCCAAUCAGCUGCAUGAGGCUCUAGCUGAAUGGAGAAUUGAUACUGAAUCACUCCUUUCUAUACAAAACACAGGUAAUCAUUUGCACACAGGAGACUGAUUCACGCUUUAUGCUCUCUGCAUAGACUUUUUCUCCCAUCCCAGAGGCAUGAAUUAGUAACCAAGAUUUGGCUUUGCACAGCUUGCACUCCAUGUUACUGUACAUAUUGUACAUCUUUGUACAGAGACAUCAUCAUGGCAUUGAAAUGCAACUACAUUUGUAGAAAUAGGGAUUGCAGUUCUAUAUAGUUUGAAAUGUACAGAACGUUUUGAAAGUGUUUUAUUAAAAAUCAUGUGACAAUAAAAUUUAUUUAAAACCAA
Sceloporus undulatus (fence lizard) is the source of this 2511-nucleotide messenger RNA. It is a transcript of the gene SLC25A12, whose product is annotated as solute carrier family 25 member 12. Lineage: Eukaryota; Metazoa; Chordata; Lepidosauria; Squamata; Phrynosomatidae. Bases 63 to 2090 code for a protein of 675 amino acids. Gene Ontology annotation, biological process: L-glutamate transmembrane transport; aspartate transmembrane transport; malate-aspartate shuttle. Gene Ontology annotation, molecular function: L-aspartate transmembrane transporter activity; calcium ion binding; L-glutamate transmembrane transporter activity. The record is from RefSeq and is a predicted model, not a curated record. The transcript has 18 exons.